Lutra lutra (Eurasian river otter) is the source of this 1268-nucleotide messenger RNA. It is a transcript of the gene ARHGDIG, whose product is annotated as Rho GDP dissociation inhibitor gamma. The coding region runs from base 423 to 1100 and encodes 225 amino acids. Gene Ontology annotation, cellular component: cytoplasm; cytosol; membrane. Gene Ontology annotation, biological process: Rho protein signal transduction. The record is from RefSeq and is a predicted model, not a curated record. The transcript is spliced from 6 exons. NCBI's taxonomy places the organism in Eukaryota, Metazoa, Chordata, Mammalia, Carnivora, Mustelidae. Gene Ontology annotation, molecular function: Rho GDP-dissociation inhibitor activity; protein binding.
GAGCACCUGCUCCACUGGCGCCCCCGGCCCCCACCCGCCCCUCCCAGAGGGCUUCCCCGAGAAUCCCCCAGACUCUCACGGGCGCCGUGGGGGUGGGGCCGCUCUGAUGGACAGAGCGGGGUGCGGGCUGGGCCGGCGGCGGGGACCUUGACCGCGGCGGUCGUGCGGGCUUCUGCGGCGCCCGCGGCGGGGACGACCAGGUGCCGGCGCCGUGCGGACGACACGCGCGUCUCUGCGGGGCUGCGCGGGGUCCGCGGAGCGGCUGGGGGCGCGCGGCGCGGGCGCGGCGCUGGGCGCGGGGGGCGCUCCCGGCCGGGAUGAGCUCACCGCAGUCGCGCCGGGGCUGAGCGCCGAGCCGGGCGGCGGCGGGGCGGGCGGCGGCUCCUCGGCGGCUCCGCGGCGGAGCGGGGCCGCGGGCCACCAUGCUGGGCCUGGACGCAUGUGAGCUGGGGGCGCAGCUGCUGGAGCUGCUCCGGCUGGCGCUGUGCGCCCGAGUCCUCCUGACCGACAAGGAGGGGAGACAGCUGCCCCCUGACGAGGCCCUGGACGAGGCUGUGCCCGAGUACCGGGCCCCGGGGAGGAAGAGCCUGCGAGAGAUCCAGCAGCUGGACCCGGAGGAUGAGAGCCUGGCUAAGUACAAGCAGGCACUGCUGGGGCCCCUGCCGCCGGUUGUGGACCUGAGCCUGCCCAACGUGCAGGUGACCAGGCUGACACUGAUGUCGGAGCAGGCUCCGGGGCCCAUCACCAUGGACCUCACAGGGGAGCUGGCCGUGCUGAGAAACCAGGUGUUUGUCCUGAAGGAGGGUGUUGAUUACAGAGUGAAGAUUACCUUCAAGGUCAAUAAGGAGAUCGUCAGUGGCCUCAAGUGUCUGCACCACACCUACCGGCAGGGCCUGCGCGUGGACAAAGCCGUGCACAUGGUAGGCAGUUACGGCCCGCGUGCCCAGGAGUAUGAGUUUGUGACCCCGCUGGAGGAGGUGCCCCGAGGAGCAUUGGUGCGGGGUGCUUACGUGGUCACGUCCUUCUUCACCGAUGACGACAGGACGGACCACCUGUCCUGGGAGUGGGGCCUCCACAUCUGCCAAGACUGGAAGAGCUGAGCGCCCCCCACCCCAGAGACGGUCCUCCCACUUGGAGUCCUGCUUUUCCCCGCCCUCCGUCAGUGAUCACACCCCCCGCCCACACCCUCUGCUCCGUCCUGGGACGCCCCCUCCCUGGGCUGGCACUGUGCCCUGAACAGUCCUAUUAAAGUCGCCUUGUCUCAGUGC